Ceratotherium simum simum (southern white rhinoceros) is the source of this 2001-nucleotide messenger RNA. Lineage: Eukaryota; Metazoa; Chordata; Mammalia; Perissodactyla; Rhinocerotidae. The record is from RefSeq and is a predicted model, not a curated record.
UGGCUCCGCAGGAAGUGCACAAGAGACACCCCGGCGGCUUUCGAGAGAACAGCUUUUUGUACUGAUAUCCACAGCCUCCCUUAACUUGGGUUCCAUGAUGUUCUAUUCUAUCCUUGGACCCUUUUUCCCAAAGGAGGCUGAAAACAAAGGAGUCAGCAAUACAGUUAUCGGUAUGAUCUUUGGAUGUUAUGCUUUGUUUGAUUUGGUGGCAUCUUUGGUGUUUGGAAAAUAUCUUGUACAUAUUGGAGCAAAAUUUAUGUUUGUAGCAGGAAUGUUUGUCUCAGGAGGAGUUACAAUUCUCUUUGGUGUGUUGGACCAGGUUCCGGAAGGACCAAUGUUUAUUGCUAUGUGUUUUCUAGUGAGAGUUGCAGAUGCAGUAAGCUUUUCUGCAGCGGUAACUGCGUCAUCCUCUGUCCUCGCAAAGGCCUUUCCAAAUAAUGUGGCUACCGUAAUGGGAAGUCUUGAGAUUUUCUCUGGACUGGGACUUGUGCUGGGGCCUCCGUUAGGUGGCUUCCUGUAUCAAUCCUUUGGCUACCAGAUGCCUUUUAUUUUUCUGGGAUGCAUACUUCUGCUGAUGGUUCCACUCAACAUGUGUAUUUUACCUAAUUAUGAGUCUGAUCCAGGUGAGCACUCGUUCUGGAAGCUCAUCACUUUACCCAAGGUCACCCUCAUAGCCUUUGUCAUCAACUCGCUCAGCUCGUGUUUCGGCUUCCUUGAUCCUACUCUGUCUCUCUUUGUCUUGGAGAAGUUUAAUUUGCCGGCUGGAUAUGUGGGACUGGUUUUCCUGGGUUUGGCACUCUCCUACACCAUUUCUUCACCGCUCUUUGGUCUACUAAGUGAUAAAAUGCCACACCUAAGGAAAUGGCUUCUGGUUUUUGGAAACUUAAUCACAGCAGGAUGCUACAUGCUCUUAGGACCUGUCCCAGUCUUACACAUUAAAAGUCAGCUCUGGCUGCUGGUGCUGAUACUGGUCAUCAACGGCAUCUCUACUGGAAUGAGUGUAAUUCCCACUUUUCCAGAGAUUCUCGGUUGUGCAUAUGAAAAUGGAUUUGAAGAAGGAUUGAGCACACUGGGACUCGUGUCUGGUCUCAUCAAUGCAAUGUGGUCAGUUGGUGCUUUUAUAGGACCGACGCUGGGUGGAUUUCUGUAUGAGAAAAUUGGUUUUGAAUGGGCAGCUGCUGUCCAGGGUCUGUGGGCUCUGACAAGUGGACUGGCGAUGGGCUUGUUUUACCUCCUGGAGCCCUCGAGGAGGAAGAGAUCUAAACUUCAAAAUAUCCUCAGCACAGAGGAGGAACGAACUGCUCUCUUGCCUGAUGAAAUCCAGCCUUAAGAAUCCGGAUUGAUUCAGGGUUGGGAGAUGGAUGCUCCUGGCCUGAACAUCAAAGGUGGAAGGGUUUUCUUCAUUUUACGCGCAAAACUCCAGGGACCCCGUACCAGGAUCCUGGACGUGUUAACGCAUUUUUGGAUGAUCCUGUGUCGGGCUGCACUUACUGUUGUCCUGAAAUGCUGGCUUGCUGAACCAGCCAUAUUUGAAACAUGGAGUAUGAGAACAGUGCUUGACAAUCAGCAAAAGUUUAUGUCUUUAAGUGGCCAGACUUGUCAUUGAGGAUGUUCAGUUCCUCUCUUUACUUCAAUUCCUCUCUUUACUUUUUAUUCUAAGUGCACUGAUUAUGUGAAUGUACCUUUUCUUACUAACAGGGAAAGAAACGAAUAGAUUUGAUAUGCUUAAAAAUAGCAUAAAGAUGACUCAGAAUAUACAGAAUAAUCGCUGUGAAAUCAGUUUUUAAAAGACAUGCUUUCUCUGUGUCCUGGGAUUUGUAUUCUUGUUCAAAAGACAAAAUUCCAGCCUACCAGGCAAAAACUAUCGCAUUCCUUUCCCCUCAGCUCUUCUAAAAAUUUUGUUUGUGUGAAAGGGAAAAGAAUAACAUUUCUUAACACUUCCAUUUUUGUAAUAUCCUUUGAAUUGUGAUCUGAAUUUAUAAACAAUGCGUGGUAUAACCU